Messenger RNA from Alnus glutinosa, 998 nucleotides. RefSeq names its product calcium-binding allergen Bet v 3-like. The coding region runs from base 206 to 820 and encodes 204 amino acids. Gene Ontology annotation, molecular function: calcium ion binding. The transcript has a single exon. Lineage: Eukaryota; Viridiplantae; Streptophyta; Magnoliopsida; Fagales; Betulaceae. The record is from RefSeq and is a predicted model, not a curated record.
CAGGGAACGAGUCUGUGGUCCAAACAAACUGGACGUCCCCAACGCCCGCCAAACACGCAUCAUCCCAUAUAACAUAGCAGCUAACUCUACUUAGACAAACAUCCAACAGCCUUAUUCAUUUCGAAUUCCUUAAUUGGUAAGUUGCUGCAAGCCCGCCCUGUCCCACUUCCACGGUCUUCUGAACAGAGGAGAUCGAUCAGAAGCCAUGGAAAAAGCAGGGCUUGCAAGUAGUACUCAUCGCAAGCGCAGCCUCUCCAAGAACGCCUCCUCCUUCCGCCUCCGCUGCGAGAGUUUGAAUACCCUCCGCCUCCGCCGCAUAUUCGAUCUCUUUGACAAGAACAGCGAUGGCAUCAUCACCGUCGAUGAACUUAACCGAGCCCUGAACCUUCUUGGCUUGGAAACCGACCUCUCCGACCUCGACUUCACCGUCAAAUCGUUCAUUCGACAGGGCAACAUCGGCCUUCAAUUCGAAGACUUCAUAUCACUGCACCAGUCCCUAAACGACACCUACUUUGGGAACGGCGGCGGCGAUGAUGAAGCCGCAGCAGAAGCAGGAGGUAAGGAGGCGGAGACAAAGAGCAUAUUGUCACAGGAGGAAUCAGAUCUUUCGGAGGCGUUCAAGGUAUUCGACGAGGACGGGGAUGGGUACAUAUCGGCCAAAGAACUGCAGAUGGUACUGGGGAAGCUGGGAUUCUCUGAAGGGAACGAGAUUGACAGAGUUGAGAAGAUGAUCGUCUCGGUUGACCGCAACCGAGAUGGCCGGGUUGAUUUCUUUGAAUUCAAGGAUAUGAUGCGUAGCGUUCUCGUGCGGAGCUCUUGAUAUAUCAUCAUUCGAUCUCCUUCAUUAGCAAUGUUUGAGCACGAGUUUGCAUUUUAUCGUUGAUUUUCUUCGUCAUUAUUUAUCAUCUUCUUUAAUUAGUGUAUCUUUAUUCUGUACUCGAUCGAUCGAUCUGCAUCUUUUCCUCGAUCUUUGGUUAAUACAUGAUUAAUUAAUAUAA